Molecule: messenger RNA, 5187 nt
Organism: Gordionus sp. m RMFG-2023
Lineage: Eukaryota; Metazoa; Nematomorpha; Gordioida; Chordodea; Parachordodidae
Product: polyamine-transporting ATPase 13A3-like
Exons: 7
Coding region: 1-5187 (1728 amino acids)
Biological process (GO): intracellular calcium ion homeostasis; transmembrane transport
Cellular component (GO): membrane
Molecular function (GO): P-type transmembrane transporter activity; ATPase-coupled monoatomic cation transmembrane transporter activity; nucleotide binding
Source: RefSeq, a predicted model, not a curated record
AUGAUUACGAAUAAAAUUUUCAAAAAUGAUAUAAAACAACACGAAAAUUUUAUUCCUAUCGAAAAUUCGGACAUCGAAAUCAAGGGUUACGUACUUAAUCCCAUCAAACUUCUGGCACUAUGGGUAGCCAUAAUUUUGACGCUUGGAACUCUGGGCCUAGUUCUAUUUUGGAAACGGGAUUGGUAUCUUAAAUGCACCCAUUCACGAACCAGGUUGGAAAAUUGUACCAAGGUACUGGUCAAAGACAAGUACGGGCAAUUGGAAGUGGAAAAGAUUUUCAUUUUGAUCAGUGCCGAUGAUAAUCAUGGUGCUAAUGCUGAAGAGAGUACGGGCAAUAAAAAGGAAGUUCAUUUCGAAAUACCUAUCUCUGGCGGCACGUUCAAGAUGUCCAAUACAGUCAGGCUAUUUCGUAACAAACGCAGAGUAUACGUGUAUGAUCCCUCUCGGGCCGUGUUUUACGAUUUGAUGGGGGUAUGGUUAGGUCAGGGUUUUUCCUUGGCCACUCUGACCGCUUAUAUAGACCUAAACAGGUUAAAAAACACCGUGGAAAACAGGAAUUCGGGUAGUAUGAACAAAAAUAUAUACUCAAGGCCUCAUCCUCCUUUAAGCGAGAGGCAGAGACAGAAGAGAAUAAUGCUAUUUGGCUCUAACAAUUUGCAUACACCCGUACCCAACUUUUUCAAGAUAAUGUACGACGAAGUGUUGACCCCUUUUUACGCCUUUCAAGCUUUUAGCGUUAUCCUAUGGUACAAUGACGACUAUUGGUUUUACGCCACCUGUAUUUUGAUAAUAUCAGUAUUGACGCUCAUUAAAUCUACCCUGGACAUCAAACUAGCCCGCACAAAAUUGAAUCGCAAUCUAUCAAGCAAUGCAGAGCCAAAUCUCAAGAAUCAAGAAUCUCACGAUCAAACUCCAACUUCUGCCUCCCACACUGUUCAAAUCGAGGUUUAUUUAGAAUCUGGUUAUUCAGGUUUAGCUACCAUCCCCAUUGUCAAUUUAGUUCCAGGAGAUAUAAUCAGGAUAGGCUCAAGGUCUUGUACCAGCGGGGCGGGUUUCUCCAUUCCGUGCGACGCGGUUCUUCUCAACGGUUCAUGCUUGGUUGAUGAGUGCAUGCUAACGGGUGAGAGCGUACCAGUAACAAAAAUACCUUUGCCUUUUGACAUCGAAGAUAAAGAUGGCGAAAAGGAAAAGCGAGAGUAUAAAAAAGCGGGAGAUUUUGGGGAAAUGGCUGACGAGGGAGGGCUUCUCUACCUACGGCAAGACGCUAGUUUAGCUCGGCAUAUCAUAUAUAACGGAACCCGGAUUUUGCAAAUAAAAAACUACCAAAUAUUCGGUGGCGAUACUAAUAAAAACAAUGAUUAUAACAACCCUAAUAAUAUCUACGAAAGUGAUGCUAUAAGGGCUUAUGUAGUAGCCACCGGAUUUGGCACGAUGAAGGGAGAAAUGGUCACAGACUUCUUGUACCCGGCUCCGAGCGUGUUCGGUUUUGACCAGGAUAGUUACAAAUUCGUUUCGGCUCUUUUUGGAUUGGCCAUUGCCGGCCUUUGCUACUCAAUUUCAUUGAAAGUCAUCCAAAAGGUUCCUGUCAAGGAGAUUAUCAUAAGAUCUCUUGAUCUGGUGACUAUAGUAAUUCCUCCAGCUUUACCAGCCGCUAUGACUGCCGGGCUCAUCUUUGCCCAGAAAAGGUUGAAACGACUUUAUGGGGUUAUCUCGCUCAGCCCCGAUAAGAUUAAGGUGUCCGGAGCUGUAGAUGUUUUUUGUUUCGAUAAGACCGGAACUCUGACGGAAGACGGGCUUGAUAUUCUAGGAGUUCGCCCAUUAAUGAUAGAUAAAGUAGAAGAAGGAUUUAAGUCUACAUCUCCCGGGAAGUGUACCUUUGCUUCUCACAUAAUUUCGGAGACUGACCCCCUUUGGUUUCAGUAUCAUCAAAACGAUGAUUUAUCAAUUAAAACUGAUUUGGAUAAUGUGAUCGCUUCCUCAUCGGUGAACGUCUUAUCGGUAUGCUGCGCCGUGUGUCAUUCAUUGGCCAUUAUAGACGAAAAACUUGUCGGGGACCCGUUAGAGAUCAAGAUGUUUAUCUUCUCCGGAUGGUCCAUGUCAGACCAACAAUAUCUUUAUAACCACCGUAGUGAAACUUGUUCAUUAGAUUUUUCAAAUAAUAAAAACACUAACGCCAACGACAAUAGUUUAUUGGUCAGAGCCAUUUACACUCCACCUUUGCAAACCUCCUCGAGCUUAAAUUGCCCAGACAAGGAUGUAUCUCUAAAUAUCGACCCAGAAAUAGCUGAACUUUUGUACUCCGAUCUUAGCUCCAGAUAUCAGUACGGGGUAAUCCAUACUUACCGUUUCCUUCCCUCUUUGCAAAGGAUGAGCGUAGUAACUAGACGUUUAUUGGGACAAAAUUUCGAGUUGUACUGCAAGGGAGCACCUGAGAUAGUGCGAUCUUUGUGCCUUGAAACGAGUAUACCAAUCAAUUUCGAUGAGGAGCUCGAUGCCCUGACUAAUUGCGGCUACAGGGUUAUAGCCUGCGCUCAUAAAAAUCUGCACCAUUUUAAGCUGACCGGAAUUAAGAAGUGCUCUAGAACUCAGAUGGAAAAAGAUAUGACGUUUAUAGGAUUCCUUAUAUUUCAAAACAAGCUAAAACCCCAAUCCAUGCCUACACUAGAUAUACUAAACAAAGCCGGCCUUAAAAAUGUUAUGAUCACCGGCGACAAUAUACUUACCGCUUUAUCGGUUGCCAAAGAAUGUCAUCUUAUACCCGAGAACUCCACUCGCGUUUACAUAGUAGACGCUAUCAGUUCCGUCAUAUCAAAUGGUUCCAAAAAUAACGCGUACCCCUCAUUGCACAUCACUCUGACUCCUAGAUCCCUGCUCCCCAAAAGCUUAACGACUAAGAAUGAUCUGUACGAUGACGAGUUAUUUGAUGGUUCACCCAGCACAACUACAAAUAACCCUCCUUGGUUUAAUUUUAUGAAAGUAUGGAAUUAUUUCGAAUGCUUUAAUUCCCCAAAAUUAGCCCCGGACAUGAAAGAAUCCAACAAAAUUUCAACUCGUUUUUAUUAUUCCCAUGAAAUUUGCAAGCGGUUACAUAAGAUAUUAUUUAAGUUGACUGGCAGGAACAGGAUCUACAGCACCAAUGCACACGACAAUCGUUGUAGGGAAAUAUUUGGUAAUCGCGCCAAUAUCAAAUGCGUUGUAAACAUGCUCAAGGAAAAUGGGGGCCAAGGAAACGUAUUCGUGAACCAUCCCAACCACCAACCCUUUUCUAAUCUAAUCAACAAAUCAAAUAAUAGCAAAUUUGUGGGGGAUAUAGAAUUUUCGAAUGAAUUUAACAGCAAUCAAAUCGUUUAUGCUAUGACUGGCCCAACCUUUAAAACGCUCGAAAAAUUUUACGAAAAUAAAACGCAGCACCAGAUAAAAAUUUCGCUGAAGGGAAGAGUUUCAAAACCGAAAGACGGCGAUUUAAAUCAUUCAAGCGAGCCUAUUAUACACCAGUCCCUUGUAGGGUGCGAUAUAAUUAAUAAUUUUAAAUGCAGAAACAAAAAUCCAGACUUCAUACCUAUGAAAGAUAUUAACAAUAAUAAUAGCCAGUACACGAGUAACCAUAACGAUGCCACUAAUAAGGUUACAUCAGAUAGAGUCCCCUCCUCUCAUUUUUUAGACCGGGAUAUUUCCAACGAUAUUCCUUCCACCUUAUCUCUGGGUAAUGAGGAUCUACUUCUUGCCUCAAACACAAAUAGUCCUAUCUCAACCUGUCAAUCAGACAUAUUGGAGUUCGAACCCGAUUUGAUCGAUCGGUUUUUGAUAGACGGUUGUUGUGUGUUUGCUCGUAUGACACCUGAAUGCAAAACACGCUUAGUUCAGAGGUACCAACGCUUAGACUAUUAUGUGGGUAUGUGCGGUGAUGGGGCCAAUGACUGCGGAGCUCUCAAGGCCGCUCAUAUGGGAGUCUCCUUGGCCGUGUCUGACCAUCUACCCGAAGAAGAUAUUAUAGAUGAUGGCGAUAAGUUUUCAAAAAAGGAUAAGGAGAUUCAAGCCAAUGUCCGUGAUCCUCUUAGCAAUAAUAACGGAAAUGAAAAGUUUAGAGGGCAACUAAAACGAGCCUUUAAUUGUUCGAUCUCGAGGAAUGAUUACACUCAUAAGAUAAAAGACAGUUCAACAGGCACAGCAUCCUUAGCGGCACCUUUCACUGCUACCCAGGGCAACAUAUCUUGCAUUCCAGGAAUUAUUAAGGAAGGUCGAGCAUCCCUAGCCACCUCCUUCUGCGUUUUCAAGAAUAUGGCCUGUUAUAGUCUUAACCAAUUUCUAGCCGUGCUCGCCUUAUAUUGGUUUGGGACUAAUUUCAGCGAUGUCCAGUUUACCUUUGCCGAUUUUUUUCCAGCUACCGUGCUUACUAUGCUUAUGGGCAAUACCAGGGCUAAUCCACAGCUUCCUACAGUUCGGGCUCGGUCAGAUGUAUCAUCUUUCUCUCAUAAAUCAAAGGCUAAAUUUAACCCUUCGCCUAACGGAGAUUUAGAAAAUAUGUCUUCAUUGAAAUUGAACCAUAUAGAUCGUUAUAAAGAAAAACGUCGAUACAAGAACUACAUGGAAGACUUAAAUAAGUACAAGCCUGACACUUCUCUGGCUCAGGCUCUCCAUGUGGGUUCCGUAUUUGGCCACAUCGUUAUUAAUUCUUUAUUUCUAGCAGCUGCCUUGAUCUACACUUUUAGACAACCUUGGUCUCACAAGGUAAUCGUACCUGAGAGUGACUUCAAAAACCCUUAUUAUAUUCACGUUGCGUCUGCGGUGUUUAUUUUAUCCUUCUUUCAAUACCUCAUAUUUACUGUGGUUCUUUCUAAGGGUGCGCCUUUUAGGAGGCCUUAUUACAGCAACUUUCCCCUCUUAAUCAUCACCGCACUACUCUUUUUAUUCUGGGUAUAUCUCACAAUAGGAAAACCUUAUUCGUAUUUAAUAUUGGAUCGGUUUUUUGAGCUGAAAUAUCCACCCACUGUUUUCCCUUCUCUCUUUUACCUAACUUUGGCACUGUGCAAUUUUGGGGUAUCUAUUUUUUUUGAGCACAUUUUACUCGACAAAUGCUUAGCUGUUUACCUACGGAACCGCAAUAUAUUUCUGAGGCCUAGCAAACUACCAAAGUACCUUACAUUUGCCAGUUUCUCUGAGGAAUAUUGCAUAGGGCAGAAUAUGUAA